UGUCUCAUGAAAGCUUGCCAGCUCCAUCGCGAGCCCUCCAAGCCACCACCACACCAACAUGACAAUCUCUUCCAAUGCCAAAUUAAAGAAAACUCCCCUGAGCAGCAGCAGCAGCGGCAGCCCCGCCGAGCCCUCCCACACCUGCCACCCCCUCUCGUCACCGAGCAGCGUUUUGUUUCCAACCGGCAUAGGACGACGAGAACCCCUCCUUGUCCCUACCCAGCCCUGCCCACUCGGCAAUGGCCGCCGCUGUUCGCUGCCGCAUCCUGCUGUCCUCCCUCCUCGUCCUCGCCAUGGCCUACCCGUCUGAUUGCAUCACCGAGGACGAGGCCCUCCUUGAGCUCAAAAGGUCGAUAACCGACAACGGGGCGUUGGACUCCUGGGUCCCUAGCACGCCUCCUUGUAAAGGGUGGAUCGGCGUGGUUUGUUUCAAUGGAAUCAUCACGGGCCUCCACCUCUCCGACAGGGGGCUCACGGGAAAGGUCAACGUCGAGUCCCUAGAGACGAUCCGUGGCCUCAGGACCAUCAGCCUCGUGAACAACUCCUUCUCGGGCCCGAUCCCCGAGUUCAGCCGCCUGGGCGCCCUCAAGUCGCUCCUCCUGGUGGGCAACGAGUUCUCGGGGGAGAUAUCGCGGGACUUCUUCUCGCGUAUGUUGUCGUUGAAGAAGGUCUGGCUCUCGGACAACAACUUCUCGGGGCUGAUCCCCGCGUCCUUGGCCGAGCUUCCCAAUCUCAUGGAGCUCCACCUGGAAGGGAAUCAGUUCUCAGGAUACAUCCCGGAUUUCAGAAAUGAGAAGCUCACUUCGCUGGACCUGUCGCACAACAAGUUGGAAGGCCCAAUCCCAGCUAGUUUGUUGAAAUUCGGGGUGAGUUCUUUCAGGGGGAAUGAGGGGCUAUGCGGGAAGCCUCUGGACAGGGUAUGCACGGACCCGGCGAAACCUACUGCCAAGCCUGUGCCUGGGGGGGAAUCGCUAGAGGCGAGCCCCAACACCGAACCAAAGAAUUCCGUAGACUCCUGGGUGAUCUUUGGGACGGUGGGCGCAUUGCUGGUUGUUGGAAUGUUAUUCUCUUACGUAUAUUCUACCCGGCGCCGAGACAAUGACUUCAGCGUCCUGGGAAAAGAGGUCGUCCAUGACGCAGUUGAAGUGCACGUGUCAAGCUCAAAACAUAGUAGCCGGACAGCGUCGAGCAAGAAAAGCAGCGUCUCGAAGAGAGGGUCGCACAAGGGCAAGGACAUGGGGGACCUAGUGCUGCUCAACGAGGACAAGGGUCCGUUCGGGCUGUCGGAUUUGAUGAAGGCGGCCGCAGAGGUACUAGGAAAUGGCGGCUUGGGUUCAGCCUAUAAGGCUGUCAUGUCCAACGGCUUAUCUGUUGUGGUGAAGAGGAUGAGAGAGAUGAAUAGGUUAGGGAAGGAGGGAUUUGAUGCCGAGAUGAGGCGGUUCGGGAGUUUACGACAUGAGAACAUCUUGACGCCGUUGGCUUAUCAUUACCGGAAAGAGGAGAAGCUUUUGGUUUCAGAAUACGUCCCCAAAGGCAGCUUGUUGUACAUCUUACACGGUGAUCGCGGCAUUUGUCAUGCUGAGCUCAAUUGGCCUACCCGUUUGAAGAUCAUACGCGGAAUUGGUCGUGGCUUAGGCUUCCUUCAAUCAGAGUUUGCAUCGUAUGAUCUGCCCCAUGGGAAUCUCAAGUCGAGCAACGUUCUCUUAGGCGAAGAUUACGAGCCGUUGCUCAGUGACUACGCGUUCCAUCCUCUUAUAAACCCUCCUCAGGCUGUGCAGGCGAUGUUCGCCUACAAAGCCCCAGAGUCCCUACAAAACCAGCAAGUCUCCCCGAAGUGCGACGUCUACUGUCUCGGGAUCGUCAUUCUCGAAAUAGUGACGGGAAAGUUCCCUUCUCAAUACCUCAGCAAUGGGAGGGGCGGGACGGACGUCGUGAAAUGGGUGCAUUCUGCAAUUUCCCACAAAAGAGAAGAGGAAGUGAUCGAUCCGGAGAUCCUGAGCUCUGCCAACGCCAUGCCUCAGAUGCUGCAGCUACUCCAUAUUGGAGCUUCUUGCACCGAGAGCAAUCCCGAGCACCGAAUCGACUUGAGGGAAGCGAUUAGGAACAUAGAAGAGGUGAAAGGCUGAGGCGCACGCUUACGUCCCAGCCUGAACAGAGCUGUCUCUAGGCGACAACAUAGGAUAGUUCAUAUUAGCGUCACAACCUUUUAUCGUCAGUUUUGGUGAUCUCAUAAAAAAAAAGAAAAAAAGAAAUGAUGAGCUCUCUUAGCAAAUGGUCUGAUCAGCAUUUUGAAAUCUCUGGACGAUUGAGGUCGAUGAAUUCGAAAGCUUCGGCAUGAAUUUCUUUGGCACCAUUCACAAUGACUCACUAAAGCAUAAUGAAAAACAAAACAUGCAGGCUUCGAGGCUGAGGACCUCAGGCAUGGUUUUGGCUUUCGAAAAGAGGUCACUUUCUCUCAGUCAAGUUGUCUAGUAUCUAAUCAUUUCCAUCAAGAUUGGGGUUGUUUGGUGGCGGUCUUGGUCCGGGUUCAGGGACGAAACUUUGUUAGCAGUGUCGAUCUAAUUUUCCUUGCUGAUUCUUAUGGCUGGUGGAUUGGUGUUGAGCAUUUAAUCUGGAGACUAAAGUUAUGUACAGGCCCUUAAUUCCAAGUGUAUGAACAGCAGUUU
Molecule: messenger RNA, 2666 nt
Organism: Eucalyptus grandis
Lineage: Eukaryota; Viridiplantae; Streptophyta; Magnoliopsida; Myrtales; Myrtaceae
Product: pollen receptor-like kinase 3
Exons: 2
Coding region: 240-2126 (628 amino acids)
Biological process (GO): protein phosphorylation
Molecular function (GO): protein kinase activity; protein binding; ATP binding
Source: RefSeq, a predicted model, not a curated record